GAAGAUGUUCGUGUUUGUGGAACUCAAGGCCAACCCGCUUUAAGAAGUUCAGCUUCACUUUCUUAAGGAAUGUAGCAAAUACUUCGCUGUACGUGUACAUCUUUGGAUUAAAAGAAGUGUCGUUGGACUAGGACAACGCAAGGAAGGGAAGUUUUCUCGAAUGGGUCAGUGCUCCAGGAAAAGCAGAAACGAACAAUGAAAUAAGCCAAAGUUUUAGACAUUACAGCAGCCAUAGGACAAAAUAAAAUCAGUGUCUGGUGGAGAUUGGAGUCCAUGGUAAGGUUUGGAAACAUGUCCUACAGCGACCAGACCCCACCCAACCCCAGGAGGCCCAACGGCAGCAACUCUGGGGCUCAGUAUGCGACCGCUGCUUUAGGAGUAGGGCUCAUCGCACUAGGGAUCGUUAUGAUUGUGUGGAGCGUGGUGCCGGCAGCUUCUGGAGGGAACAGCUCGAAGCCGGGCAUGAACUCUGGACAAGUUCGGGAGACCUCGUCCGUGGCUUUCGUCCUGGUGGGGGGAGGAGUGGCGCUGCUGUUGCUGUCUGUGUGUUUAAGUGUACGGAACAAACAGCGGGCGGCCAGGGGACAGGAAGCCGGCAGUACACCCUCCAACACACAGGAGGAGGGGGCGACGAUGGAUCAACUAGCUCAUAGCUACACAGUCCCCACUUACGAGGAGGUGGUUACAAGUGGUCAGUAUCCCAUCAGUCAGACCUCUGAGCGCCACAACAGCAUCACUCAGCUGCCAGCCUACGAAGAGCUUGAAGAAGGCCAAAACAACUUAGGAGAUACCUCCAGUCAAGCUCGCAGAUCUUCAUCCCAAAUCGAUCCCAGCACUGGAGCAGGACCCCGCAGAAACAGCCGUCCUGGUCGCAAACUAAUUCCACUCAAAAUUAGGCGCAUUAAAUCCGACAACCUAAGAAGAAAAAGCUUAAGUGAUAUACAACAGAGCAACGUGUUCACUAUUGAACCUCUCACACCUCCACCAGAGUACGACAAUAAGCCUCCUCAGUUUCCUCCAAACACUGAACAAUGACCAAUAUUGGCAUGUCCCGUGAUGAAGUUUGUUUUCACAUUUAUGAAAUGCUAAAGCACUGAAUUGUAUUCUUCUCUGGACAUGUGUUCUGCGCCACAGGAAUACAGAAGAAGCAGUGUUUGGUUGGUUGUACAUUUUGUGUUUGUUAGCCAAAUGCUAAAGCUAAAAACAAAACACUUAAUAAAAUGUUGUCUGUAGCUGAUUGGACUAAAAGCGUACUGGAUAUUCGAGCAUUGUUUACUGAAGAACUUGGUCUUGCAGUUGCCGUUAAACUUGAACUUCUCCAUCCAGACUUUUAUUUCAUAGGACGUCCGCGAGAUUUUGGGAAAUGAUGUGAAAGUGUAAGCUGUGAUUCACAUCGGCACUGUUGCGUUUUUUGCACUGAUGCGUGUGUGUGUUUGUCAGGUGUGAGUGCUAUUUUUGUACAUUUUUUUCCUUGAAUUUGUAUUUUGUGUUGGCUUUAGGUUUCUGUGUUUGUGUGCAAGUAUGAUUGUUCUUGGUGACCUUGUUGCUGGAGUGACAAACUGUGAGGUCAUCAGUAUGUGUCUGCUCAUGGUUUACGACACAGAGAGGUUCUUUGACCCUGCAGCUGCCUUAUAUCACUCUCUCUCACCAACACACACCACCAGAUACAGAGAAUUUCUUGUCUUCCAUUUUCACUUGGAUGCACAAAACACUUGCUCUUUUCAUUCUUUUAUUUUGUAACUUUUUAGUUGAUUUGUGAGAAGACAACUGUGUUUCUUGUAGGGCAGCUGUGGCUUCUUCAUGCUGUAGGGUUCAAGCUAGCUGUCAUCUGUGUGCACCUGCGUUACUCCUCUACACACUUCAGGAUUGUCACAUUAAGACACAGUCCGUUGCUGAUUAAUAUUGAAGUUGAUAUCUCUCUUUUUUUCUGGAAUUUUUGAUGACACUGCAGUUUAAUGUAAAAUGUUGCUGAAUUUCAUGUGCUAUUUAAUGUUUCUAUUGUUGAUUUUGUAAUAUUAUAUUAUGGUUUGACAAAUAAAAAAAUGUUUUGCAUA
Danio rerio (zebrafish) is the source of this 2054-nucleotide messenger RNA. It is a transcript of the gene tmem51a, whose product is annotated as transmembrane protein 51a. Lineage: Eukaryota; Metazoa; Chordata; Actinopteri; Cypriniformes; Danionidae. The record is from RefSeq and is marked validated.